Lachancea mirantina is the source of this 2061-nucleotide messenger RNA. The record is from the annotation of a GenBank genome assembly. Lineage: Eukaryota; Fungi; Ascomycota; Saccharomycetes; Saccharomycetales; Saccharomycetaceae.
AUGGCACAGACGCAGUUGAAAACGCAGGAAAUUCUGCGAUCUCCGCAGGACAAUGCCGGUGGAGUCACAGCGUCAUCCCCCAGUGAGGUGGAAGAGUCGCUGCGACUCAUUGAAGAUCUCAAGUUUUUCCUUGCAACUGCGCCGGCCAACUGGCAGGAAAACCAGAUUAUACGGCGUUACUAUCUGAAUAACGACCAAGGUUUUGUGUCGUGUGUUUUCUGGAACAAUCUGUACUACGUGACGGGGACAGACAUUGUCAAAUGUUGCGUUUACCGAAUGCAAAAAUUCGGGCGACAGGUGGUCGACCGGAAAAAAUUCGAAGAAGGCAUCUUCUCAGAUCUACGAAAUCUCAAGUGCGGCGUCGAUGCGACGCUCGAACUGCCCAGGUCCGAGUUUCUGUCUUUUCUGUUCAAGAAUAUGUGCCUCAAGACCCAGAAAAAACAAAAAGUGUUCUUUUGGUUCAGCGUGCCGCACAACAAGUUGUUUGCAGACGCCCUGGAACGUGAUCUCAAACGGCAGCUUGCAGGCCAGGUGCCGACAACCAAACCGGCCAGUGAACCCGCUUUGUCGUUCACUUACGACGACAAUUCGGGUCUCACGCUGUAUGAGCAACUUUCUGAGCAUAUGAGUGGUAAGUUGGGCGUGAGUCGACCAGGUUCUCAUGCCGCUACAGAAGUAGCCGUUGAAGCGGCCACUUUGUCCUCUAAAUCGAUACCCGUAGCGGCCGCUGCCGCUGGAUACGGGUACCCUGUCAAAAACUUGAAGCCCGAAGUGCAUUCUAUCAAAAAAGAAGAAAGUGCAGCGGCGCUUCAGUUUGACCCUGAUGACGAAGUGGCAGCGAUCCCAACGCGGGACGCACUUCCGAUAAAUUCUUCACCGGACGGCACAUCCCCCAUGGCGCAACAUUUACGACUUGAUUCGGCGUCCCAAGCGCCACCGUCGCUUCUCGACGAUCCACCGCCCGCUGAAGAUGAUUUCCCACUGGAUUACUUCCCAGUAGAAGUUGAAUAUCCACAGGACCCAUUGCCCAGCGGCAAUGACCCACUAGGGUACGGCGACGAGUUCGAUGACCGGUACGCCCAAAUGGCUCCUGGCCCUUCUGCCACUACCGAUUUUUACGAAAACCAGCUUUUCUUGGAAGAAGCCGCUAUAUUUACGCCCGUGGUAGCUUCUGCCGCGCGGUAUGCAUUCCACGUUCCGGCUCCACCGCCGCCCAUGUCAGCGGCGCGUUCCCAUUUUAUGACCAAUGGCGAAUUUUAUGCUUCUUACAUGAAGGGCAAUAACAGGGGCAAAGGAACGGGACCUGAUAUUACGCAUGAUCGCUCCGAUGACGAUCCAGCAGACGACCAAGAAGUCGUUGACAGCUCGAAACCCGGUCCUGACCCACGUCCUCCCGUUCAAGGUUGGCAUCCUUAUGGGAAUCAUUUCACCGGUAGAUACCCUUACUCGAUCGCGGAGGCGCAAUUUGGAGGUUCUGAUCCCUACUUGACCAGGAGUUACACAAUGGACGAUUAUCUAUGCGACAAUCCAAGUCUAUAUGCACCAGAUGCAUUUACUACAGCUCCUUUCUCACCCAUGCACUCACAAAUGGGUGCACGUCCUUUCACACCUGGUUUACGUAUAGCAGCCAUGCCUCCAACAACGCAAUAUGUGCCCGUCUCUUCAUACCCAGGCAAGCCCGUGAUGUCCGCUUCGACAAAAACGCAUCCAAUGAAUCCUUACUAUCAACCUUCUUCACACUUUCAAAGGUGGGGCAAUGUCCAUGGCCACUUAAAGGGUUUCCCGUCGAUUCAAGCUACUUCUGCCCCGCAGGGCACAUCAAUGCAAAACCACCACCAUGCAUCCAACUCUGUUUCGAGACCUCAUUUUGGUAGACAGAAUAAAGUUUCCAAGCGACCAGUCGCACUACAGAAAAAGUCUCAAAGAAAUCGAUUCCAGAAAUUGUUCAAUAGAGACCCGAACACUCUUGAUGUCGUGAGUCGAGAUUACAGCGACGAUUUAGAGCCUAAAGAGCUUAAUGGAUCUCUUGCAGGAAGCCCGGAUACCGAAAUCAAUAAUUAG